Messenger RNA from Solanum lycopersicum (tomato), 1824 nucleotides. RefSeq names its product catalase chaperon NCA1-like. NCBI's taxonomy places the organism in Eukaryota, Viridiplantae, Streptophyta, Magnoliopsida, Solanales, Solanaceae. The record is from RefSeq and is marked validated. Gene Ontology annotation, biological process: protein ubiquitination. Gene Ontology annotation, molecular function: ubiquitin protein ligase activity; protein binding.
AAAAUAAAAAAAUUGAAUAUAAUAUAUCCUGGUUUCCAUUAUUUGAAAAGGGGAAAAAAUAAUAAAGAAAAAGAUUUAUCUUUUGGUUGAUCAGAAAAAUUUUCACAAUAUCGGAAUUGAAAUCUAAUUUCACCAAUAAUUUUGGGGCACAUCAAAUCAAAGUCUGCUUCGAUUAACGCAAAACCCUAGAGGGAAUUUAUCAAGAUGAUCCCAGUUUGCCCUUUUGCUGGAGCUUCCAGACCCGAUGAUGCAACUCUUAAUAAACCAUAUGACGAAAAUAAACAACAGGCUCAAGAGAGCAAGCCUAAAAAAGAAUCUGGAGAAGUUGCUACGGUGUCACCUAAAUGCCCCUUUGGAUAUGAUUCAACUCUUAAGAAACCUUGUGACGACCAAAAUAAACAACAGGAUGGCCAGGAGAGCAAGCCUAAACAAGACUCUGGAGAAUCUGCAACUGUGUCACCUAAGUGCCCCUUUGGAUAUGAUGGCCAGGAGAGCAAGCCUAAACAAGACUCUGGAGAAUCUGCAACCGUGUCACCUAAGUGCCCCUUCGGAUAUGAUGGCCAGAAGAGCAAGCCUAAACAAGACUCUGGAGAAUCUGCGACAAUGUCACCUAAGUGCCCCUUUGGUUAUGAUUCUCAAGCAUUUAAACUGGGUCCUUUUAGCUGCAUGAUAUGUCAAGCACUUCUUUAUGAGAGCAGCAGAUGUGUGCCCUGUUCACAUGUAUUCUGCAAGGCAUGUCUCUCCCGCUUUAAGGACUGUCCAUUGUGUGGUGCUGAUAUUGAAAAGAUUGAGGCCGAUAUGAAUCUUCAGAAUGUUGUCGAUCGCUUUAUUGAAGGGCAUGCAAGGAUUAAGAGGUCUAAUAAUGAGCAAGAAGAUAUAGUGGAAAAGAAAACUGUUAUAUACGAGGAUGCAUCUUUGGAGCGUGGAGCUUUCCUGGUUCAACAAGCCAUGCGGGCUUUUCGUGCCAAUAAUAUUGAUAGUGCAAAAUCAAGAUUUACUAUGUGUGCAGAUGACAUCAGAGAACAGCUUCAGAGAAUGGGGAAUACAUCAGAGUUGUGCUCACAGCUCGGAGCAGUUCUUGGUAUGCUUGGUGACUGCAGUCGAGCUACAGGAGAUGCUGUAUCUGCAGUCGCUUACUUUGAAGAGAGUGUCAAUUUCCUUUUGAAAGUACCCAAAGAUGAUGUAGAGAUCACACAUACACUUUCUGUUUCACUAAACAAAAUUGGAGAUCUUAAAUACUAUGCCGGUGAUUUGCAAACUGCCAGAUCUCAUUAUUUUCGGGCGUUGGAUGUUCGCCGCAAUGCCAUCAAGCAACAGUCUGUGCCAUCUCAGGUAGUCGAUGUAGCCAUUUCCUUAGCCAAAGUUGCUGAUAUCGAUCGAAAUCUCGGGGAUGAGGAUACUGCAGUUGAAGGAUUUCAAGAAGGCAUAAAGUUACUGCAAUCCCUUGAACUAAAACCCGAAGAAGUUAGCCUUGAACAACGGCGGCAAUCAGUGCUCGAGUUCCUCAACAGCCAACUUGAAAAGAACGAAACUUAACUCAGCUGCCCGAAUGAAGUCCUUUCCUACAUAGUUAAGGACGAAUAAGAACAAUGUGUGUUCUCUCAUAUAGUUUGGUGUAAACACUAGAUGCUCGGUUCAGAGGCAACCUGAGAUAAACUUCGAUGUAAUCGCCGUAGAAUAAGUGAGAUUUUUAAUAGUAAUAUGCCUGUGGCAAAGUCAAUAUAGUCCUAUGUUCCAAAAUCUCAGUAUCUUGUGUAUGUAUCUUUACCACAAGUUGACAAUAUUAUUAAGUUAUUGGAGGUUUAUGACAAUGUUAUAAAAGUA